AUGUUCAUCUCAAAUGUGGAGUUAACUGCAGAUAGUAAGGACACAUGGAAAUGGAAGGCGACGAAGGAUGGAGAGUUUACAACCAAAUCAGCCUACUCUAUCUUGGAGGCAAGCAACACCGAGAGCCAUUCACCACAGCUACACAUUGAAGCGCUUUCAAAUGUUUGGGACGUUCCGGCUCCACACAAGGCGAGGGUGACGGCUUGGAGAUGCUUGAGAAACAGGCUUGCUACAUGUGAUAAUCUUGUUAAGAGGCAGGUGGUGCUUGAUACCGUUGAGAGGCGGUGCAACGCAUGUUUUUCGAGUGAGGAAACGGCGGAUCAUUUGUUCUUGUUUUGUCCAAAAGCUGUCAUGGUUUGGGACUCAAUUCAAAGAUGGCUUGGUGUUCAGACGGUCAGACCAGGUAAUGUUGCUCAACAUUUUACUUCCUUCUUUCAUCUGGGACGCGAAAAGAAAAGCAAGAAGGUUCUCAAGGCUUUAUGGAUUGGAACUGUUUGGCUCUUGUGGAAAAAGAGGAAUGAGAGUAGAUUUGAUGGUGAAGUUUGGGAGGUUAGCUGCUUGGUGCUUGAGGUGAAAGGUAGAUUGUGGAGUUGGAUUAAAAUCUUCAAUUUGCAUGUUGUUGAGGUCGAUUUUGGUGUUUGGUGCUCUCAUGAUUUUGUUUUGUCUUCUUGUAUCAAGUUCUAG
Molecule: messenger RNA, 684 nt
Organism: Salvia miltiorrhiza (redroot sage)
Lineage: Eukaryota; Viridiplantae; Streptophyta; Magnoliopsida; Lamiales; Lamiaceae
Exons: 1
Coding region: 1-684 (227 amino acids)
Source: RefSeq, a predicted model, not a curated record